Molecule: messenger RNA, 1186 nt
Organism: Galendromus occidentalis (western predatory mite)
Lineage: Eukaryota; Metazoa; Arthropoda; Arachnida; Mesostigmata; Phytoseiidae
Gene: fl(2)d
Product: Pre-mRNA-splicing regulator female-lethal(2)D
Exons: 7
Coding region: 1-1113 (370 amino acids)
Biological process (GO): regulation of alternative mRNA splicing, via spliceosome; mRNA modification
Cellular component (GO): nucleus
Source: RefSeq, a predicted model, not a curated record
AUGCAGAGCCGGGACGACGACUCUCCACAAGGCGCACACGCAUCGAAACCGAGACGCCUGAGCAGAUCGCAACUGGAAUCCAUGAGUCGAGAUACGAUCAUCGAACUGUACUUCGAAAGCGAUGAGUACAUAAGACAUCUGGAAUCGUCGAUGUCGAACAAGAUAUCGAACGAGGAGAGGCAACAGUUGAAGAACAGGAUUCUAGAUCUCAAUCGACGGGAGAAUCUGUUGGUCUUGAAAAUGGCCAUGAAGGAGCAGCAAAUCCGUGACAUCGAGUGCGAAAUCGAUACGCUGAAACGGAGGCUCAUCCCUCAAAACAGUGCUCAACUCAGGGCGACCCUCGUGGACCCAUCGGUGCACAUCCUGUUUCUAAAGAUGAAGAAAGAGCUAGAAGAAUCGAAAAAGAAGCUCGAAGAAACACAAAAUGAAAUAUCUUCCUAUAAGUUCACUCCGGAUUCGCACACCGGUAAACGACUGCUUUCGAAAUGCCGCCAAUUACAUCAGGAGAACGAGGAUCUCAGGGAGUCGGUGUCUUCGGGCAAAAUCGCGAAACUGGAAGGCGAUCUCGCCCUACAUCGUUCCUUCGCCAAAGAUAUGAAGAACAGUCAGACGCAGCAGGAUGCCAUGCUAGUUGAACUUGAUAGCGAGCUGGAAAACAUGCAGGGCAUCGUGUGUAGCCUACAGAAACAGCUGAAGGAGUCGAAUAAAGCCAUAGCUGACCUCCGAGGGGAGCCGGCACCGUCUGGAGGUCAAGAUGACGAUGAGAUCUCGACCAUGGAAAUAGAUACACCGUCCACCUCGCGGGGGCAUCAAUAUUGGUCAAAUUCAAGAGUGAGUGGCGGGCCAUCAGCGCUCAAGAUCUCCACCCCGAACAUCCCGUCUGCAGAAGAGAAAGCAACCACGGAAGACGAUUCUCCUGAAGAGGUUGCCGCAGAAAUACCCGCAGCGGAAAUUUCGAAAGCGACGGGCUCAGAGGAUCCCACAAAUUCCUCGAAGCCCCAGGAAAUCGACGAGGCCAUUAAAGAAGGAGAGAACAACAUCAGCAGUGGUGAGGAGCCAUCGGAUCAGGAGAAGGGAACGGAUCAGUCAAACGAGAAUGACGCUGAAAACUGACUCUAGGCGCCUUCUGAGCUAGCUGAAAUCAUUCACUGUAUCAUAUCUCUUAAAGGAAUGAUAAAAAGAUUCA